UAUGAGCAGAGAUCUGCGGAAGCCCGAAAGGACGAUCUGAAUGGCGGAAGUAGACACAGAGCGAAUGACAGAGAAGGUUUAUUAAACUAAAGGAGACGGACCGGGCUGUGAACUCUGAACUCUAUGUAAGCGCUCUCAUAUUAAAUGAUAGCUUCAUUACAUCCGGACACUUUAGUGUGUUGAUCAGUGGAAGAGGCGUCCACGUGCUUUAAUCCGUCAGUCACACUGGCUGGACUCCGCGCAUGCUCCUCUCCGUGAGUCUGAUAACAGGAUAAAUAACCGCGCAUGCUCCUCUCCGUGAGUCUGAUAACAGGAUAAAUAACCGCGCAUGCUCCUCUCCGUGAGUCUGAUAACAGGAUAAAUAACCGCGCAUGCUCCUCUCCGUGAUCUCAGAGGAUGGCGACAAGAGGCAGAUAUGUGCUUCAGAGACUGCUGGCUGGAUUCAGAGCCCACAACCUCGACCUGACCUCAGAACAAGGACGCCUGCUGAGGAAACCUCUACUGCGGCACGUGACCUGCUCACACACACUGAGCAGGUCUGGAUAUCCACACACAGGUCCCAGCAGCCUGUCCCUCAGGAGUCACACGUGUGGAGAGCUCCAGACAGAUCAUGUGGGGGAGGAGGUCACUCUGUGUGGAUGGGUCCAGUAUCUCAGGCACGAUAUGUUCAUCAUCCUGCGGGAUUUUAGCGGCUUCACACAAGUUCUAAUACCUCAAGAAGAGUCUGCUAGUCAUCUGAAAGCAGUGCUGAGUGAUCUCACAGUCGAGUCCGUCAUCAAGGUGACAGGAACAGUCCAGAGACGACCAGCUGGACAGGAGAACAAGGCCAUGCCAACAGGAGAAAUUGAAAUCCUUGCUGAGAAUGUGGAGGUUCUCAAUGUGUGCCAGAAGUUACCUUUUGAAAUUAAAGACUUUGUCAAAAAAUCGGAGUCUUUGCGGAUGCAGUAUCGUUACCUGGACCUGAGGUGCACUCAGAUGCAGCAGAACCUCAGGCUGCGAUCUGAGUUGGUGAUGAAGAUGAGAGAAUACCUCUGUAAAGUGCAUGGUUUUGUGGAUGUAGAAACUCCAACCCUGUUUAAAAGAACACCAGGGGGAGCUAAAGAGUUUGUUGUUCCAUCCAGAGAGCCAGGCAGGUUUUACUCUCUGCCUCAGAGUCCACAGCAGUUUAAACAGCUGUUGAUGGUGGCUGGGAUAGACAGGUACUUCCAGAUAGCCCGCUGCUAUCGAGACGAAGGCUCCAAACCUGACCGGCAGCCAGAGUUUACCCAGGUGGACAUUGAAAUGUCCUUUGUGGACCAGGCAGGCAUCAUGUCUCUGGUGGAGGGUUUGAUCCAGUUCUCCUGGCCGGAACAGAAAGGUCUCAUAAAGGUUCCUUUUCAGACCCUGACAUAUGAAGAGGCCAUGAGGGACUACGGUGUGGACAAACCUGACACCAGGUUUAGUAUGAAGCUCAUGGACCUCAGUGGGUUUUUCUCUUCUACGGAUAUUGAAUUCCUCAGAUCAGCUGUCAGCCAACCAAGCGGGUCUGUUCAGGCUCUCUGUGUUCCCAGUGGAGCGAAACUCUUCAGUGGGAAAGAUCUGGAGAACCUGAAACAAACAGCAACAACAGAUUUUGGUCAGGAGCUCAGUGUGGUGCUGAUAAAAGCAGAUGGGACACUGAAGUCUCCGCUGAAGAAGCUGCUGUCUCCCUCAGCCACAGAAGAGCUGCUGAAGAGGACUUCAGCCAAACCAGGAGACCUGCUGCUGAUAGCAGCUGGUUCUCUCCAGACUGUGAGACCACUGCUGGGGAGUCUUCGUCUGCAGUGUGCACAGCUCCUGGAGUCUCAUGGUGUUUCUGUGCGGGACCCCUCAGCUUUUCACUUCCUGUGGGUCGUGGACUUCCCUCUUUUCUUGCCCAAAGAAGAUGAGCCAGAGCAGCUGGAGUCAGCACAUCAUCCCUUCACUGCUCCUCUACCAGAGGACACACAUUUACUCUACAAAGAGCCACACAAGGUACGUGGUCAGCACUAUGACCUGGUGCUGAAUGGCUGUGAGAUAGGAGGAGGCUCCAUCCGCAUCCACAAGGCCUCAGAGCAGCACUAUGUCCUACAGGAUGUCCUCAAAGAGGAUCCCAGUCUCCUGUCUCACCUUCUCCAGGCUCUGGAUUCAGGAGCACCACCGCACGGAGGCAUCGCCCUGGGUUUGGAUCGGCUGGUCUCCAUCAUGGUCGGGGCUCCAACCAUCCGGGACGUCAUCGCCUUCCCCAAGUCACACCGGGGCCAUGACCUCAUGAGCUGUGCCCCUGAUUUUGUGCCAGAGGAGGAUCUAAAGAAUUACCACAUAUCUGUUAACUGGCCAAGAGGGCAAAAAGAGGGCAAAGAGGAAGUGAAGUGAGAAGUGAAAAGGCCAGAUUCAUCAGAUCUCCAUAACUGUGGAGAGGAGGGGGCAGAUAGCAGAAUACCAGCAGAGAAGUCUAUGAUGAUGUCUGCCAGCUGUUCAGCAGAUGUGAGGAGAAGAAGAGAAACCAUAGAGGAGGCCAUGUUUUUAUAACCCACUUCUAAAAAGAGAACUUUUACAAAAACGUUUCAGGAUUUUCUGGAUUUAUUCACAUUUCAGGGACUUCAGCAUUACUGACUGAUGACCAGAUUCUUUUGUAAAUAUUUGAGUGGCACACCGUCCCAACUUUAUUCUACAUUUUGUUAGGCCUUAAUUUGGAUCAAAGUCAGGAGGAACUCUUGAGAGCUUACCUAGAGUAAGUAUUGUGAAGGGCUCAUUCUGUGGUGCAGCUGCUGUCAGUAUGAUUCAGGACAUCAGCAUGAGCAUUAAAGGCACAGUGGGAAGAUGAAUGGUGAGGUUUCCUCCAUACCUUUUCACCCAUCCCCUACAUCUGCUGCAGCCUGCAGAGGAAUGAGACCGUUGUUUCUGAACUAUACUGAUGGGAACUUUAACUCUGUGUUGGACGUGUCGUUGUGGAAAUCAGAUUAGUUGGUUUUCCUCACCCUGUAAAGCAGGAGUGUCAAACUCAUAAUGAGUCCGGGGCCAGAUUUGCUCCAAUGGGACGUCCUGAGUCUAUCUAGGCCAGAAGUGUGAAAGUCAGUCGCAGAUUCUGAAUUUAGGCCUUACGGAAGAGCCUAACAAGGUCAACAUUUAAACAUAAACUGUCAACCUCACUUUCACCAUUAGUAAAAUAUGAAACAAUAUAAAAAAU
Molecule: messenger RNA, 3187 nt
Organism: Cheilinus undulatus (humphead wrasse)
Lineage: Eukaryota; Metazoa; Chordata; Actinopteri; Labriformes; Labridae
Gene: dars2
Product: aspartyl-tRNA synthetase 2, mitochondrial
Exons: 17
Coding region: 397-2373 (658 amino acids)
Biological process (GO): aspartyl-tRNA aminoacylation
Cellular component (GO): mitochondrion; cytoplasm
Molecular function (GO): nucleic acid binding; ATP binding; aspartate-tRNA ligase activity
Source: RefSeq, a predicted model, not a curated record